Prunus persica (peach) is the source of this 1443-nucleotide messenger RNA. Its product is annotated as protein DETOXIFICATION 45, chloroplastic. NCBI's taxonomy places the organism in Eukaryota, Viridiplantae, Streptophyta, Magnoliopsida, Rosales, Rosaceae. The transcript has 12 exons. The coding region runs from base 1 to 1443 and encodes 480 amino acids. The record is from RefSeq and is a predicted model, not a curated record. Gene Ontology annotation, molecular function: cysteine-type peptidase activity. Gene Ontology annotation, biological process: proteolysis. Gene Ontology annotation, cellular component: chloroplast.
AUGCACUUUUAUGAAGAUUCUGAGGUUGAAGAGGUUAAGCAAAAGGGGCUGCAGAUGUCGAGGUUUACGCCAUUCUCAGUUUGCAGCAUUGCAGGUCUUCCACAACAACAAGAUGGUACGUCUUGCGGAAUUAUAACCGUCAAAUUCAUCGAGCAUCUUAGUGCUAGGAUUUCGGUGGAUAAAGUUGACCCUUUGAAGAUCAAGUAUUACCGACUGAAGCUUGCAAUUGAGGGUUUAAGGGGGGAGGAACUCCUUCAUAUGAACAUGCAGAAGCAGUGGCUAGUUAGUUUAGAUAUUAUGCUGUGGAUGAGAUUUUCUACUGUUGAUGAAAGCCAGUCCCUCCCUUCCUUUGUCCUUCUUGAUCUUACAAGGGCAAGCAAGCUGAUUGGGGUUACAAGAUUUGAUACCUAUCUUAAACAUUGUGAAGCUGAUAUGAGAAACAUUGCUAACAGAUUCUUGGUCCUUACCUGUCUAUCGUUGAGCAACAUUCCUAUCAGUCAAACAUAUUCUCCAGAUGUCAAACAUGAGCUGUUCAUGCUUUCUUUACCUGCAAUUUUGGGUCAGGCCAUUGAUCCCUUAGCACAGCUAAUGGAGACUGCUUACAUUGGUAGAUUGGGUUCUGUGGAGUUGGCUUCAGCUGGUAUUUCAAUGAACAUCUUCAAUUAUAUAUCAAAGCUAUUUAAUAUCCCUCUCCUCAGUGUUGCUACAUCUUUUGUUGCUGAAGAUCUUGCAAAGAGUGAAAAAAAUGGUUGGCUAGGAGACAUUACUAAUGGUAAACCCGAACGUACUAAUGGAGUAACUGAGAGAAAGCAACUAUCUUCAGUGUCUACAGCUUUACUAUUAUCAGUGGGGAUUGGGAUUUUUGAGGCCGUAGCCUUGUGUUUGGGAUCUGGAUUGUUUCUGAAUAUGAUGGCCAUAUCAAUGGACUCACCUAUGCGCAUUCCUGCAGAACGGUUUCUUUCACUAAGACCAUUUUCUUACAACCACACAUGUACACACCUCUAUGUGUGUAUUGGUAAUCUCCUAGCUGCAUUUUUAUUACCCAUCCUUAUGUAUUAUUUUGGUUUGGGUGUAACUGGUGCAGCCCUUUCCACUGUUAUAUCUCAAUACACUGUCACCUUUUUAAUGAUCUGGUUUUUAAAUAAGAGAGCUAUACUAUUGCCUCCAAAGGUGGGAUCAUUGAAAUUUGGUGGAUACAUAAAAUCUGCUCAUGGUUUUCUUCUUGGAACAACUCUUGCUGUUCUUACUACCUUGACAUUGGGAACAUCAAUGGCUGCUCGUCAAGGUCCAGUAGCUAUGGCUGCUCAUCAGAUAUGUAUACAAGUUUGGUUGGCUGUAUCCCUUCUAACUGAUGCAAUGGCUGCAUCUGGUCAGGUGAUUGCUACUUAUUUAUGUAAAGGUGAAUACAAAAUUGUGAAAGAAGUUGCUGACUUCGUGUUAUAA